This is a messenger RNA of Zymoseptoria tritici IPO323, 222 nucleotides long. RefSeq lists its product as uncharacterized. The record is from RefSeq and is a predicted model, not a curated record. The coding region runs from base 1 to 222 and encodes 73 amino acids. Lineage: Eukaryota; Fungi; Ascomycota; Dothideomycetes; Mycosphaerellales; Mycosphaerellaceae. The transcript has a single exon.
AUGUCGGGUAGACUCCAUGUCGCCGCGUCCUUUGACCUUCGAUGUCCCGCUCUGAGGACGGACAUUGGUAACGACUUGCCCUUUGGAGAGCUCAGGACUGAAGACCAGGAGCCGACUUUCACUGCCGUGUACGAAUUCGACCUCAUCCGGAUGGACUCAUUGCCAAUUACCUACUCCACGCUGCAUCUCAUCCCUCCCAGGGCGGAUGCUCGCUGUCUCUGA